Messenger RNA from Plectropomus leopardus (leopard coralgrouper), 943 nucleotides. The record is from RefSeq and is a predicted model, not a curated record. NCBI's taxonomy places the organism in Eukaryota, Metazoa, Chordata, Actinopteri, Perciformes, Serranidae.
GGCUGCGUCUCAUGUGAACAGGAUCACUAUGAUGACUCAAGUUGUCAUCACAUUUGUAGCCUCGGCUCUGUGGCUUCAAGGUCACUGCCAGGAUGUGACCCAACACCCUGAAAUCAGCUGGAGUUCUGUUUCCAAAUCUGCAGAGAUGAACUGCAGCCACAACAAAGAUGUCUCUCACACACAGAUGUACUGGUACAGGCAGCGUCCAGGGGACCUGACCCGCAUAGUCUACACAGUUUUUGGUGGACAGCCAGACUAUGGAGAGCUCCCUAAAAGUAAAUAUUCAGCUGCCAAAGACAACAUAGAGAGCGGGGCUCUGACUGUGAAAGACUUGCAGCCUGAGGACAGCGGUGUGUAUUUCUGUGCCGUCAGCAAACACAGUGAUACUACAGAAGCUUAUUUUGGUGGAGGAACAAAGUUAACAGUUUUAGAACCAGACUGCGAAAUCACAAAACCAACAGUUCAAGUUCUUCCUCCGGCAGCAAAAGAGUGUCGAGACCAGAAAGACAAUGCAAGGAAGAAGACCAUUGUUUGUGUGGCCACUGGAUUCUACCCAGACCAUGUCCAAGUGUCCUGGCAGAUCAACGGGAACAGCGUCACCAAUGGUGUGGCGACUGAUGAAGCUGCCCUGCGAGAGGACAAGUUUUACAAAAUCACCAGCAGGCUGAGGGUCCUUGCCAAAGAAUGGUACAAACCAGACACUAAAUUCACAUGUACCGUCAGCUUCUUCGAUGGGACAGAAACUACAUCUCAUUCAGAUUCAAUUAAUGGAGAAGAAGCUAAAGGAGAAGCAGCCCUGACAAAAGAGAAAUAUCUGAGGAUCACGCAGACGGCCAAAUUCUCCUACAGUGUUUUCAUCAUCAAGAGCAUCACCUACGGAGCCUUUGUGGGGUUUCUGGUGUGGAAACUUCAGAGUUCAGCUGGAAAACAGAACAAAAGCUGA